Messenger RNA from Staurois parvus, 335 nucleotides. NCBI's taxonomy places the organism in Eukaryota, Metazoa, Chordata, Amphibia, Anura, Ranidae. The record is from the annotation of a GenBank genome assembly.
AGGUGUGAGUUGCUCAUUGACAUUAACAUAUCUUUUGUUUCCAAGGGUGGGAGAGGUCUGAGGUGUGAAUGGUCAUUAACAUAUCUUUUGUUUCCAAGGGUGGGAGAGGUCUGAGGUGUGAAUGGUCAUUAACAUAUCUUUUGUUUCCAAGGGUUGGGAGAGGUCUGAGGUGUGAAUGGUCAUUAACAUAUCUUUUGUUUCCAAGGGUGGGUGAGGUCUGAGGUGUGAAUGGUCAUUAACAUAUCUUUUGUUUCCAAGGGUCCGAGAGGUCUGAGGUGUGAAUGGUCAUUAACAUAUCUUUUGUUUCCAAGGGUUGGAGAGAACUGAGGUGUGAA